CUCAAUACGUAACUUGCGAGUUCUCAUGGAACGGCUCAACUCGCAAUGUCUAGUACAUGUGGAUUGAUGAGCUAUACGGAGUAUAGUGUCAACAACCAUUGUUACAACAAGGGACAGUGGACAUUGAUAUCCCCGGUAGUGCGAUGAUCAGCGGGACGCCCUGGUCACAACCUGCAGGCCCCAAACAAAGGACUAACUAUGUAACUUAGUUCAAUGAAUGCAUGGUGCUUAGAGACUCAGUUGAGUUUCAAACUACGAGAACUCGCCUCUGCAACAGCCUGGGUAGUACCCAAGACUGUAUUUCCGGCUUAUAUUAAGCUGCUCAACCUAUAACAGAUGAGAUCUUCGGACUCAUGGGAUGUAAUUCGAGUGCCCAUAUGAGCCCAUGCGAAUCUCAGAUACACUGUAUCAUAGACUUAUUCCUGUUUCGUGGGUGAUAUGGUGUUCAACGCUUGUAAGAACAUCGACGGGCAUUUGCAGAAAAGGAUUUCGGAGUGUUCUCGUAGGUUUUUGGCGUGCUACCCAAUCAAAGCAAAUUGAUUUAAUGUCGUGGAUGGGGGGUCAGGGCUCACGUCAUCUCCAAUCAUCCAUUAUAGGACCAUUUCGACAUUUGUGCGACAUAUAGUAAUGUAUAUCUAGUCCCGGAGGUUAUGAUCUGUGACGAGCACGACUGUGCUAUGCAAACAGCACACAUGGUGCUGAUCGGUGUUGUCGUCCGGUAGGGCUAACCUUGAAGGCUCUGACAGCGGAACCGGAUGAGACGGCGCGCCAAGUAGCAUAGUAACGGUCCUCUGGGCCCCUGUACCAGACAUCUGGGCACGCUCUGGCUGACUUGUUUAGCGAGUAAGGCUGCUCUGAAGAACGCUGCUCAUGACGCAAGACACACGACAACAAGCCCCAGGAGGAGCGUCAGUUGUUACGAUCAAGUUGUUGAGUACAAGGGCCAUGCGAAAAGAAUGAUAUUUAAACUGAGAAAUAGCUCGUUAAAAACUACUUGUG
Molecule: messenger RNA, 999 nt
Organism: Truncatella angustata
Lineage: Eukaryota; Fungi; Ascomycota; Sordariomycetes; Amphisphaeriales; Sporocadaceae
Exons: 1
Coding region: 386-625 (79 amino acids)
Source: RefSeq, a predicted model, not a curated record